UCUUUGAGCUCGUCGAGUAGACAUCAUGAGCAAAGCUCACCCUCCAGACUUGAAGAAAUUUAUGGACAAGAAGUUAUCAUUGAAAUUAAAUGGUGAAAAAAAAAAAAAAAAGAAAUUAAAUGGUGGCAGACAUGUCCAAGGAAUAUUGAGGGGAUUUGAUCCCUUUAUGAAUCCUGUGAUAGGUGAAUGUGUGGAGAUGGCAACUAGUAGGCAACAGAACAAUACUGGAAUGGUGGUAAUACGAGGAAGUGGCAUCAUCAUGUUAGAAGCCUUGGAACGAGUAUGA
This is a messenger RNA of Mesoplodon densirostris (Blainville's beaked whale), 286 nucleotides long. Its product is annotated as small nuclear ribonucleoprotein G-like. Gene Ontology annotation, cellular component: U2 snRNP; U5 snRNP; U1 snRNP. The coding region runs from base 26 to 286 and encodes 86 amino acids. The transcript has a single exon. Gene Ontology annotation, biological process: mRNA splicing, via spliceosome; spliceosomal snRNP assembly. NCBI's taxonomy places the organism in Eukaryota, Metazoa, Chordata, Mammalia, Artiodactyla, Ziphiidae. The record is from RefSeq and is a predicted model, not a curated record. Gene Ontology annotation, molecular function: RNA binding.